This is a messenger RNA of Stegostoma tigrinum, 5076 nucleotides long. Its product is annotated as polypyrimidine tract-binding protein 1. Gene Ontology annotation, molecular function: mRNA binding. Gene Ontology annotation, cellular component: nucleus. Bases 84 to 1811 code for a protein of 575 amino acids. NCBI's taxonomy places the organism in Eukaryota, Metazoa, Chordata, Chondrichthyes, Orectolobiformes, Stegostomatidae. The record is from RefSeq and is a predicted model, not a curated record. Gene Ontology annotation, biological process: mRNA processing; regulation of RNA splicing; regulation of cell differentiation. The transcript is spliced from 16 exons.
UUGACGUGGCGCCAUUUUGUGUGGCUAUAUCUGAGACGGGACGCCACAGUCGCGGCUUUUCUUUUUGUGAUCUCCGAUCUGCAAUGGACGGCAUUGUCCAAGAUAUAACAGUUGGUACAAAGCGGGGAUCUGACGAGCUUCUAUCUGCUUGUGCUACUAACGGUCCCUUUAUCAUGAGCAACUCUGCUCCCUCUGGUGAGUACACCAAUGGCAAUGACAGCAAAAAGUUCAAAGCAGAGAAUAGAACUUCAGGAAUAUUACCUUCCAGAGUCAUUCAUAUCCGCAAACUUCCUAAUGAUGUCACGGAGGCAGAAGUCAUCUCCUUGGGCCUGCCUUUUGGCAAAGUGACCAAUCUUCUCAUGUUAAAAGGCAAAAACCAGGCUUUUAUAGAAAUGAAUACUGAAGAAGCUGCAAACACAAUGGUGAGCUACUAUAGCACUGUGACUCCAUACCUGAGAAGCCAUCCUAUCUACAUUCAGUAUUCUAAUCACAAGGAACUGAAGACUGACAACUCUCCUAAUCAGGCUAGAGCACAGGCGGCUCUUCAGGCAGUAAACGCUGUGCAGACUGCUAACAUGGCUAUUGCUGGUAGUGGUGUAUCAGACAGUGCAGCUGGUCUUGCUGGUCAGAGCCCUGUUCUUCGCAUCAUUGUGGAAAAUCUCUUCUAUCCUGUUACUCUAGAUGUGCUUCACCAGAUUUUCUCCAAGUUUGGCACUGUACUGAAGAUCAUCACUUUUACGAAGAAUAACCAGUUUCAGGCCUUGCUCCAAUAUGCUGAUGGCUCGAGUGCCCAGCAUGCAAAACUGGCCCUAGAUGGACAGAACAUCUAUAAUGCCUGCUGCACUCUGCGUAUUGACUUCUCCAAAUUGACUAGUCUUAAUGUUAAGUACAAUAAUGACAAAAGCAGAGACUACACACGUCCUGACCUACCAUCUGGUGACAAUCAGCCAACCUUAGACCAAACCAUGGCGGCCGCUUUUGGUAAGGAAGCCUCCCUACUAGGUGCACCAGGUAUCAUCUCCUCGCCUUACGGAGGGGGAGCUGGUUUCCCUCCUAGUAUUGCCUUCCAGCAAGCUGACUUCCUCCAACAACCAUCAGAUUACUGGCUCUCCGUCCCAGGGGUUCACGGAGCCUUGGCUCCACUCGGCAUGCCGUCAGCAGCAGCGGCUGCUGCAGCAGCAGCCAGUCGUAUUGGCAUUCCAGGAUUUGCCUCUGCAGCCAAUGCUGUCCUGCUUGUUAGCAAUCUGAAUCCUGAGAGAGUUACGCCCCAAUGCCUCUUUAUUCUUUUCGGAGUGUAUGGUGAUGUGCAGCGUGUGAAGAUACUUUUCAACAAGAAAGAAAAUGCCUUAGUACAAAUGUUUGACUGUACACAAGCUCAACUGGCUAUGAGCCAUCUGAAUGGCCAAAGGCUUCAUGGGAAGGCAAUGCGAGUGACUAUGUCCAAACAUCAAACAGUUCAGCUUCCCCGUGAGGGCCAGGAGGAUCAGGGACUGACCAAGGAUUACAGCAGUUCUCCGCUGCAUCGCUUCAAGAAACCUGGGUCGAAAAACUUCCAGAACAUCUUUCCUCCUUCUGCUACACUUCAUCUCUCCAAUAUUCCACCUUCUAUAACUGAAGAAGAUUUGAAAUUGCUUUUUUCAAGCACAACUGGCAUGGUCAAAGCAUUCAAGUUCUUUCAGAAGGAUCGCAAAAUGGCUCUUAUCCAGAUGAGUUCAGUGGAGGAAGCGAUCCAGGCUCUCAUUGACCUUCAUAAUCAUGACCUUGGAGAAAACCAUCACCUCAGAGUUUCUUUCUCCAAGUCAACUAUCUAAAGCUCUGACAUGGACUUCCAGCCAUUCCCUGGAGUCCUGUUUAGCCCAUGUGCGCAAUGAUUAUCCUUUUCCAGAGACACCACUAGACCUCAAAAGCAGCUACAUAGCUGAAAUUACCCAGAAGUGACCAUGGUUCUUUUUUAAGAAAAAAAAACUUUUUGAAGUUUACUACAAUGACAUCCUGUUUUAUGGUAGCAAUGCUGCCGGUUUCAAUCCGUUUAUCACAGAUUGGCUUCUGCUAGUGUUGCUCUUGAUUCAGCCUUUGAAAUUCUUUUAAAAGUUUACAGGUUGCAAAUUUUCUUGGAUCAUCCAAGCCUGUACAUUUAAUAUCAGGUUGUGUAAUAAGCCUUUUUAAAUCUUCUUUUUCCCCCUUUGGGUAUCCAUACCACUAUAAUACAGAAGUGUGGAUAAUUUAAACAUAUAUUCUACUUUCAUUUAAAUGAUUAUCCUGUGCCUUAUGUCUUUAUAAUGAACCAGGGGCCAUUUUAUAAAAUAAGUCUGUUUCUGGUUAUGUGCUUUACGGUUUGUUUUUGAGCAAUGUUUUGCUGCUUGUUUGCUCAUUGAUGUUAUUACUUACCCAAAUAGCAGGUGGUGUAUUGGGUGUCAGUGGAGGUGAUGAACUGGAUGGAAUUGGCCUGUAGUAGCCUUGAAUUAGCAAGACUAUCCAAGCAUUUGCAGCUCUGUCCAUCUAAUUUUACAUUUUAGACAUAAUGGCCAUUCUGCUACUACCUUUUGGGACAGCAAGUUUUCCAGACACCAGAUUCUCCUCUUCCUUUCACCUUUUUUUUUCCCGUUUCCAAUCUCCAUUUGGGAGUGAAUAAUCACUUGCCACCUGCCUGGUGGUCCUGCCUUUUAAUCUACAAGUUUUUUCCAACCAUAGCAGAGCUAUGCUGUUGAAUAUUCAUUUAGCCAAUUGAAGCAGUGUAGAUUUGAAGGUUGCUACAGCUUGAGCUGCUGUAAUAUUUGUAAUGUGACGGUGUUUAAUUUCAGCUGGAUAGCUUUAAUAGAGUAUUCCUCUUAUAAACAAAAUGACCUAGCUCUCUGCCAGUUGUUAGACUCCACUUGAUCUAGUUUAAUUCAGGCACACAGCCAACAAAUUGCAUAGAUUUGUGAUGGUUCCUUUUGUCCACCCUACAUGUGUCACAGUUGUUUGUGAUGAAAUGUGAAUCUGUUCAGCCUCUAUCCAGAAGGGCUGUGGAUACCAUUCUGGUCUUAGUGAUGUGCAAUACCCUCUGGUGGGAGCUAUAGCCAUUAUCCCGCCUUUACAAAAGAAAAUAGUUGUCCACUAACCAGGAACAGUCCAAUUUUAAAUGACCUAGGCUUGUUGCCUCUAUAUUCAACAUCUUGUAUGUAUCUUAUAGUUGGGGUGCGUUUUAUUAUCUUAGUUGAUAGAAAUGUGCAUUUUCUACUUGCAUUUUGUUUAGUAUGAUUUUUGAUUUUAAUCAGUUUUUGAGCUGAAUUUCUACUCUGUACACCUACAUUAAGUGAGAUUGACAAUGAUGUCAUUGUCCUGUCAUGUGCUUCAUCAACUCUGAUUUAAGUCAGCUGAAGUUCUGGCAUGGUGUGCAAUUUUUAUGCUGUCAUUGUUAAUUUUCUUUUGUUUAAUUUUGCUUUGAUUUGUAUAUUCCUUCAGGCUCAAAUGAGAACAGAUUUGUACUAUUGAUCUGUCUUUGGCCACCUAGUAUUUCAUUCCAUUUUUACCCUGCCUUGUUCCCUUGUGCAUGAGUACAGCAUUGACAAAGAGGUUCCCACAGUAUUAAGUGCUUAUUGCAGUACUUUACUUUUCCUCAUGUACAUGUUGCCUAUAAUUUGGCUACUUCUGACCCUCUAUCAAACUUUUGACAUUGGGCCCAUGUACAAGUACUCCAUUCAUGUGCUUAGACAUAAAGGUAUUAGUUUGAGUACAAUCAAACUUUUAGUUUCUUUGCAGUAUGAUUCAGCAGAAACUCGCAGGAACACAGUUGGAGGAAAAUGUUGGGUUUCCAGAAAGGUGGAAGUCUGUACAGUAGUGUAGGAUGGAUGAAUAAAUGUUCCCUUUGCAAAGUAAUUACCUAGCUAGCAAAUGUCUCCUAAUGAUUUAUUGUGCUACCUGGAAGAUUUUUAGCGCUAUAGGGAAAGUUUAUUUACAGAUGUUUCCAGCCCGAUUUUACUAAUUUCAGGUUGUACACUUCUGCUACUGCACUUUUUUUAAAAUCAGCCCUUUAGCAUUUGAGGUCACCCUUGUGUCUUAACAUUUUGGAUAGAUAAGGGUUGUUUAUUUAACCUACAAGGUGACGUGGGGUGAAUGGGUUUUGUAGCUGUGUCAAGCCCUUCUGGAAUGUACGGAGUCUGAACACCACCUGGAAACUGCAUCUACUCCUAUAAAAUCAGUAAGCAUUUUAAUUAAAACAAAUGUUACUGAUCAGUUAUUUCCCUCUUUAUCUAAAUGUGAAUCCCUUUUUCUGAUCCCUUUUUCUUCCCAAACAUGCCACAGUUUGGGCUAAAUGCUGGCGUUAUGGUGGACAUUGAUAUGCUUUUUGCCUGAUGUUGUGCAUGGAUGGUCAUUAAUGACCAUGUUAGUGAUCUUGUGCCUGAACUAAUGAGCAAUAGUUUACUCUAAGAACAGAAUGUUCUGAUUGAUGCACGUCAACUGUUUAAUGGGGUUUUUAGAUUUUUUUCAGGGUUUUGUGGACCAAAGUUGUUGUGCCUUCUGAAUUCUUGGUUCUUCAUGUUUUACUAUUCCUCUUCAAGCCCUCAAAUGUGGUGAUUGUAAUGCAUUAUGCACCUAGACUGGUAGUUGUAUGUUUAAGGGAUUCACUGCUGGUCAAUCUGUGUUCCUUUGAAAUUGCUGGAGUAGCUGCCUGCUCAAGGUAUGCAGUUUUCAAACAAGAAUACAACUCCACCUGUUUUUGUCUUUGGUUUCCCUCUUUUUCAGCUGUAAAGAAUGUUUGAGAAAAAGGUGUAAAUAUUCAUAACUUUUUUACCUAGAGAGGCUAAGGGGAACAAAACCGGUUUUUAUAUGGAAGCAUUGUGUUGUAUAUUUUGAUUAAAAAAAACAGCUGUCAGGUUUCAUAUGUAAAGGGGUUUUUCAGAAAACAAUGCCUCUUCUAUUGAAUGUUUGUAAUGCAAAGAGAAGAUUAAAAGAGAAUUUUCUAAUGAAUUUGUAGCUGUAUGAAUCCAUUUCACCAGUGUACCACCAUUUCAGAUUAUGCCAUUUUAUUUUACAACCAUUAACAGCUCUGGCCAAUGUAGUACUUGCACCUUCAAUAAACUGCUUCAUUCUUUA